Molecule: messenger RNA, 8223 nt
Organism: Xyrichtys novacula (pearly razorfish)
Lineage: Eukaryota; Metazoa; Chordata; Actinopteri; Labriformes; Labridae
Source: the annotation of a GenBank genome assembly
AUGGCCGGGAACUGUUUCCUCUCCUUAUUUGACUACAAAACGGAAAAGUACAUCGUUGCCAAAAAUAAGCGAGUUGGAGUUUUGUACAGACUUAUUCAGUUAUCUAUAAUCGGCUACAUUAUUGGGUAAGUAUAGUAUUUCCUUUUUCCUCUAGCCUAUGUAAUUUUCGUAACCCAUAUCAAGUUACCAAAUUAGCUUAUAUAUGGAAAAUGUAUACCUGACAACGUUGGCAUUUGACAUUUCAAACUUCAAUAGGUGAGCCAUUAUGCAGUAUUAUCACUGAUUAUUAUGAUUCACUGCAUAAUGUGCAACAUCUAUAUUAUUGACAACACUUCUGCAAAUUGCAGACCAUGUUUUUUUUAACAUCAAAAUGACUCAUUUCCUGAUGGUUUUUAAGUGAUGUUGUACUGAAUCACAAAUAAUAAGAAAAAUAACUAAAAAACAUACUUCUUUCAACCUGUAAAUGUUUGCUCUCACUCACAGGUGGGUUUUCCUAAGCAAGAAAGGCUACCAGGAGACAGAUGAGGCAAUCCAGAGUUCAGUCAUAACAAAACUAAAGGGAGUCUCAGUGACAAACACCUCUGAGUCUGGUCUGCUGGUGUGGGGACCGGAGGACUAUGUCAUCCCACCACAGGUUUAAAUGAAUAUUGAAGCAGCUAUGUCUAUGACUUCACAGGGAAUGAUCACAUCUGUCAGUGCACCAUACCAUGCUAUUUAAAAUAUUUCAGACAGCGUUAUGAAAUGCACAUACUGGUGGCUUUUUUCAUGUUUGUUGCUGACACCCACUUGAACAACAGGCUGUAGCAGAGUCAUGAGAGAGUGGUUUGACACCAUCGGAAAAGUUAGACGACAGGAUUUAUCACCUCUGUGUAGUUAGAGACCACUGUCAGAUGCAGGUCAGACAAACAGAGGUUACUGGCAGAAGGUAGGAAAAGCUGCUAACACUUUCUGAUAGCUAAGAAAAUGUACCAAAAAAGUGGGUGUGGAAGAAAUUUUGAGGUUAACCUAGCUCAGCAGGGAUGUAGGGUCAGAUCACUAUCAUCAUAAUGCCACCACCAUGGGAGACUGUCAGGAUGAAGACUAAUUUCUCGUGUUUUCUCGUCAUAUAGGGGGAAGCUGUUCUGUUUGUAGUAACCAAUUUCUUGGAGACGCCUAACCAGAAGCUAGGAUACUGUGCUGAGGUGAGACUAGUUUUUUUAUUUUAUUUAUCUAUUACAGAUUUUUUUAAGCUUCUGUUGUUGUUUUUUUUUGGUUCAUCUCAUUUUCAGUGAAGAGCUAAUAGUAUCAGCAAUUAUUGUCUGUUAAAACCCAAAUUCACUUUCACUUUAGACCGUGACAGUUGAAGAAACUUUGCUGCUUUAAUUUUGGAAACAACCACAUGAUUAAUUCAGUGAAGUUUAAUCUUUGUCCUCAUUUGACUUUAUUACAGUAUUUGUGACUUACUCAAGGCUGGAUAGUCUUUUCUCUUUGAAGCCAAUAAGCUGAAACUGAAAGUAUGGAUGAAUUUUCACAUUUUGAAUACGCUGAUGCCUUUAUAAAAAAUAUAAUGGCAAUACAUGGACCAUCAACUGAAGUUACACUUGUUUUCAAGAUAAGAUUAGAGAAGAUGAGAUAAAGGUUUUAAAAUGUACAUAAAAGAGGAUUAAACUCUGGCUGCUUUACUGAUAAUUGUAAUUAUUGUGUUCAUUUACUGUUGCUGUUAUUUGUCCCUUAAUUCUUCCACUCUUUUGUUUCAUUUAUUGCCACAACUAUGUCCUACUCUGAAUUUGGAGACAAACUUGUUUGUUAACCUUGAGGUAACUAGUGCGUUUUCUGCUGUUAGUAUUAGCUGGCUUGAAGGCAUGCUGUGUUGAGUAGACACCAUGUUUUCUUUUAGAUUCAGACCAAUUGAGUUUGUCCUAGGAAAACUUUAUUUACUCUUCUUGUUUGAGGUUUGACUUUGUGUGACUAUGGUAAUAGGUUGGACUAGUAAAAGCCCUGAGCAGUGUUUAAAGUGUAAGGAUAAACACAAUAACAAUACUUUUUUUAUCACUUGUGUAACUUGAUCUUAAUUAUUUUUCCUAUAAUGAAAUGCAGUUUCAAGUAUGCUGUCUUUGUUAUCUAUCACUUAAAGCUCCUGUAGGGAACUUUCAGCUCACCCCCUGUAAACACAGCAGUCUUUGCUUACCUUGUUCAUUACAUGCUGAAGUUGUAAUUUAUGACAAAAGUAUCAUCUUUGUCACCAUUGACAGUCAAAUGUAAAAUAUAUAUUGUGAAUAUUUUAAGUGAAAUUUUAAAUAUAGGGGGGGUUCUUCAGCCGUCUGGUUGGCACCUACCUUCUCACACCAGUUUCAGGCAUUACAGCGAAAAGCUUGUUAAUCUUGUCACUAAUGGUCUUGUAUGCUUUUGACUCUUAUAGAAAGGCAGUAACUUGAAUGUGAGUCUGUUUCAUAAACAGGAAAAAGCUUUAAACCAGUUGGACACCAGUAGAAUCAGAUAUUUGUGCAUAUUUGAAAAAUAGCAAGGUGGCAAAGAUUUCUGUUGAAUAUGAGUUUAACAAAUCAGACACAUCAACAGCUUGACAGAAACACACUGUGAGGAUCUUUUAAAGUUGUUAUAGAUCCUUUAAAUCCCUUAAGUUUCUAGUGAGGAGAUGUAUUGUGUUUGAAAAUCCGAUGUAAAGGGGUGUAUUUUAUAAACUAUUUAGAGUGCUCUCAAUGGUCUUUAAAUUGUGAUUAUGAACUUUUUAGCCCAAAUCAUGUUAUCUGUGUCAUUUUCAAAAGUUUUUCUUCUGCAGAGCUCCAGUAGUUCAUUAGCAAUUCGCCUCUAAGUCCUGGGUAGAGGCGGCACUGCCUACAAUGUUAGGCUAGCUUGUAGCCUAACAUUGCCAGUACAGCAGAAGUAGCAGGUAACAGCUCUCGGACACUGAUGUCUUUGUGGACAUGAUGUACAAUUAGCAUGCUUACGAGCAUUGCAAUCUGCUACACCAUACACUUGUUCCGCCAUCGUCCUCAUAAUAUGUCCUCUAGCAUCAGAAAAAUGCCGUAUGAACAUGUAGACAACAAGAAAACCAUAAUAUUCAUUGGAGUGGGUCUUUAAUGGAGCUCGGCUAACUAGUAAACAACAACAACAACAAAAGAUAAUGGUGUACUGGGCAUGGUAGUUAGAGCCAAAGGAACCUACCAUGCACUUUCUUUAGCUCGCUUCUUUAUUGUAGCGAAACACCCUCCCUGAGUGUAGUGGCCUAUCACUUUGUUCAUCUUUGUCUACAUUAUAUCUGUAACAACAGAAUGUCAGAUGGUCACUGGUAUGUAAACUCAGUCUCUUUGGUCUCAUACCUCGCUGCAACUGCCAAGAGGAAUGACUCAGACAAGAGCUGCACAGCCAUUAAAAAAUUAAAAUAAACUUUUGUGUAUAUUCUGGUUCUCAGUGCCCCUGCGUCCAAAAGCCAUCAGCCCUUGAGAGGGGCCCUUUAACAGUCCUGGGACAUAAGUCAAUCUGGCAGGCAACAUGUAAACUGUUAAGCUGCAGGUCAUCACUAUUGAUCCUAGCUGCUGACAAAUCUGCAUUUUACAUGACUUUAAAACAUCUCUAUCACGUGUUAAAGAUGAUUCCUGCGUCAUUAUCAUUCAACUGUCGAUUUUUCUGUGGAUGAAUCUCAGGGCAAUCAUAAAGUUGACUCAAUACAAAUUACAGUCUAUUCUUCUUGCUUUUUACAUCUUUUUAAUCUCUUUUACCCAGAUAUUUGCAUCAGGUGUAAAUAUCAAAAUGUCACUUUAAGAACCACGCGCUCGCUAUCUGUGAUGUUUGCUUCCAGAGUCCUAAAGUCCUGGAUGGCCACUGCAGAAACGAUGAUGCGUGUGAAGAGGGAAAGAUGGUGGUGGCUGGAAACGGUGAAAGAAAUACGUUUUUUCUUAAAGUUGUAUGCUUAGGCUUUCCAUUCCUUUAUCCAUAGAGGAUCAGAAAGAGGACGGCAUAGGAAACCUGGAGAGGGAACAGGAAAUGACAUACAGGAAAUUGAGCAAGAAUCACAAGAACAGCACCUCCUGGAGACUGGUUGCAGUACAGGUCAUAAAUCCCGCCUCCUCCAGCAAACUUGAAUGGAGCUGCGGACAAACUAUAGAAAUUUAUUACACAGAUUAUAAAAUUUUCUCCCCCCUGGUUGUGAUGUUGACGUAGUUAUUCUAAGACUGGUUUGUGCUCAAGUCCUCUUUUUAUCUGUGCAGCUCCAUUUUUAAAAGUUCCUAAGCGUUCAUGUUUUCUAUGAUUGACACUUGAUACAGCCUAUGGGCGUAUGAAGAUUACAUAGAUCAUCCAGGGGAUUCGCUGAACGCUGCUGCAAAAAUGCCAGUUUCAGAAAAUGGAUAUCCCAAGAACAGUUUGACUACAAUGACAGGAGGCGUAGCCACUUUAUUCAUACCAUAUACAGUCUAUGAUUUUAAACACACUGAUUUGGAAAAAUUGAUGCAAUAUGUGUAACUGAAACUAUUAAGUGCCUGAACUAUUAGAAAUAAAAAACAAUCCAAGUAUACUUCAUUGAGAAUUCAUCUCUCAGUCUUAAAUCUGUUCCAAAUUUCACUGAAAAAAGGAAAUAUUCACAGAAUGAUCAUGUUUUUCUAAUGUAGAUGAACCAUGUUAUUGCAAAAGAAAUAUUCAAGUCUUUUUUCUUGUCACUUGUGAUGACAUGGUUUUCCUUUCUCUCCUUUUUUGUAGGAAUUAUGAGCGGCCGAUGCCUGAGAAAAGAUAAAAAUUCCACUGGUACCUGUGAAAUCUACGGCUGGUGUCCUAUUGAAAGAGAUUUCAAACCCCGGUAACUAUGUUUACUGAUGGAUUUCAUAAAUACACUAGUACAAAGGUGAAACCAUGUUGGAAGCGGUUUAGUUUGGAAAAUACAUCACUACCAGAGGUCAGCCACCAACAAGUAAUUUCUUCUUUCACAGAGAACCUCAGCUGGCAAAUGCUGAAAACUUUACAAUCUACAUCAAGAAUUUCAUUCUUUUCCCAAAAUUUGCAUUUUCAAAGUAAGUCAGCACUCACGAUAACCUCUCUAUAUACUGAUUCACUGGAAACAGAUGAGUAAGAUGAGCAGUGCAUGCAUACAAACUCUGCUGUGCUCCUUUACUCCAAGGUCAAAUGUUCUUGAAACAACUGAUGGCUCCUAUUUGAAGAAAUGCCGCCAUGAUGAGGAGCUCCACCCUUACUGCCCCAUCUUUCGCCUGAGAGACAUCACCAGGCGAGCUGGUUACAACUUCCAGGACAUGGCAACGUUUGUCAGUAUACAUUUUUCUUAUUCUGAGUCAUUAGUUGGUAAAGAGAAACUGAUCUUAGAAGCCCAGGUGAAGGUUUUGGAUUGGUUAUGAAACUAACGUCUAUCACCAGAGAUGCCUCUUUAUGAGUUAUAAAAGCGAACAAUAUUAUUAGCAGAAAAGGUAAAAACUGUGUUGCCCAAAGUUACUGCAGCUGUUAGACUACACAACUGACACUGCACUGAAUUUAUCCACAGCAAAUAUUCACAAUGAGUGAAAAGACAGUCUGUUAAUAAACAGCAAAAGGAGAUUUUUUUGUCUACAAACACAUGACGUUAGUAAAAAAAGGAGAUUUAUCCAUUUGUCAACAAGGGGGCAACAAUCUACAACAGAAAGUUUCUCACAGGAGCUUCAAAUUUAAACCUUGUCACCAUUUAAUCAUUUAAAGUCAAAACAUGCAAAGAGACUCAUCUGAGCUGGUAAAAGAAUCUAAUCCCAGCAUCCUCAGUCAUACUAGAAACUGUAGAAAUCAGCAGCACUAACUGCUGCAACUGUUUGUACAAAUUAUGAUAAAAUCAUUAUGACAUCUGGAGAUGUUGUGGAUCCGUGCAUGGUGUUUAAAUUGCAGUGAUUGACUACACAUUAGUUGUCUUAGUUAGUCUUACAAUAUUAUGAGAUUCUGACACUGGCAGUAAGGACAUUAGAAAUACUGUUUUUAGGAAGCCUGUCAUACUUUGGUUAAAUUUUGAUUUUAUUGCAAAGUUGAUAAGUAUUGCUCAGAAAUCCAUCUCAGUCAAUGUUAGGGCCUGGUAUGAGGAGCUAUGGCAGUAAGCUGUAUACCAUGAUAAAAUGAUAUGUUUUAGGUUUUAGGAGUAAUGUCUGUUAUGAUCAAAUGUUGAUUCUGUUUUUUUCAGGGCGGCUCCAUUGGCAUAAUGAUACAGUGGGACUGUGACCUUGAUAAAGGGUACUCUAACUGCAAUCCAGUUUAUCAUUUCACUCGUCUUGACAUCAGUGUCUCCAACACAACCAUUGCAAGGGGCUUUAACUUCAGGUGACACUCACUGUGAGCCCUGUCUGUCACUCUCAUUUCAAUCAAUCAAUCAUCAUCAUCAUCGUCAUCAUCAUCUUUUUGUUAUUUUUCUGUUGUCUUAUUUUCUCUACAGACACACUCGAUACUUCAAAAAUGCUGCUGGUGAGAGCUACCGAUCUCUUUACAAAGUCUAUGGUAUUCGAUUUAACAUCAUGGUGCAUGGAAAGGUAAAUGCACUAGAAAUUAUUAACAAUGAUUAACAAUUAACAAAGUAAUAUGCUGCAUUCCUAGUAAUAUUUUAACAGUGCUUAGUAGUGUUUUUUAAGCAAUUUGUUUUCUAGUUUGCUUAAGAAAUUGAUUUAAAGAUGUCCAGUAUGAAACCCUUGUUGAUUUACAUUGAAUGAGGAAUGGUGUGGUGUGGAUUCAUGUCAGCUCUUUGCUCUGUUUUGUGAAACACUGUAACUGCACAUGUUCAGAAUACACAAACAAGAGACAUGAUUUUAGUACUAGAAGUUUUUUGGUCCAUUUUUAGUCCAAAAGGUUUUCACUGACAGUCAAAAGCCAUGGACUGUAGGAAAAUGGUCCAUGUGGAAGCAGAAGGGAUGCAUAGCAUUGGCCAAAAUGCAAUCCCAGAACUCUUUGGCUUUUAUUCAGAGACAAUCUAUUUUUUAUUGAACUACACAAACGGGUGUAGAAACAAUUUCUAAUGUCUCCAAUCAAGUUGCUUGUCUUCUUGAAAGAUGUCCAAGUUUGACUCUGCCAAAGUCUUUAAUGUGACAUUUUUUUCAAUGAUGAAUGUGAUUUAGCAGUGUAACUAAAGAAAGGUCAUGCAUUUGGGUAUUAAUCAUUUGAUGUGCUAUUUCAUAUCAAAGUUGAAGUUGAGCAUCCUUUGAUUCUAAUGCUGAUAAUGUCUAAUACACAUAGGCCGGGAGGUUCAGUAUCGUCCCAACAGCCAUCAAUGUUGCAGCAGGUCUUGCACUGAUGGGUGCUGUAAGUAUCAUAAUUGAAAUACUUUUUCUUUUUGUAAAAAACAAAACAAACUUUUUUAUAUUUAAUAAUUUUAAAACAUGCAUCAGUCAAAUGACUAUAAAUCCUCAUUUAACAGGGAGCUUUCUUCUGUGACAUGGUCCUCCUCUACCUGAUGAAGAAGGGCGACUCUUAUAGAGAAAGGAAGUUUGAAGGAUUCAGGGAAGAGAGGUAAUACACAAGUACAGGUGCUGAAUUUUUGGAUAUGAAAUUGUAACGGGGAUAUUAGACCUCAUGUCAGCCAUUGAAUUAAGAGAGUAACAAGACCUGAACAGGCCCAAUAGUGUUUUUUCUGUCCAAGUAUGGUGUAAGAUGAGCGUAAAAUAAUUAACCUGCAUUAGUCUGUCAUUUCAGCCACAUAAAAUGAAACACUGUUGAUGUGUUUUAUGUUGACAUGAUAGAUCAGGAAUGUGGGAACAGCACUGGAAGUAGUUUUAUGGCUGAGAUCCUUGAUAACAGCUGAGAUUUAACUGUGCCUGAACAGAGCUAUGUCAUUAAAAUACCCAGAACAACUUCCAGCUGCAAGUUAGAAUAUUAACCUCUCAAAGUUUGUUCACUUUAUACUGUAAAAAGUUUGUAAAAAGACACACACAAAAAAACUUUUGCCUGCGUUAUGUUAGAACAAAGUAGAGGUCCCUCCCCACUGCACAUGCACUUGCUGUGUGCAGUUUUUGCAGGUCCAACACCCUACAACUGUGGAAUCAAGACUAAAACUGUGCUCAAAUCUUGUUGUCUGACAUGCAUAAAUUACUUGCACAAACCUUAAGCCUAUUUUGGUGAUUGAAUUUAGUAUUUGGCUUCUCUAUGACAAGCUUUCGAUGUUCAAAAUUUUCACUUAUUUCUUUCUAAAACCUGUCUUUGUUCCACAGCAAUAGGAAAUCGUUGUCUGAAGACACAUCUGACAGAAAAGAUGUAGAGGAGCAAGAGAAUCUCAAAUCUUAG